Penicillium lagena is the source of this 873-nucleotide messenger RNA. Its product is annotated as putative cyclin. Gene Ontology annotation, cellular component: nucleus. Lineage: Eukaryota; Fungi; Ascomycota; Eurotiomycetes; Eurotiales; Aspergillaceae. The coding region runs from base 1 to 873 and encodes 290 amino acids. The transcript is spliced from 3 exons. The record is from RefSeq and is a predicted model, not a curated record. Gene Ontology annotation, molecular function: cyclin-dependent protein serine/threonine kinase regulator activity. Gene Ontology annotation, biological process: regulation of transcription by RNA polymerase II.
AUGGCACCCACCGCAGGGCUGAAGCAUCUAUCGAACGCCCUCGCCACCCCGGAUCAACUGUCCAAUUCAUCCUCUUCCCUUGAUGGCGUUCCCUCCGACCUCGAGACCUCCAUCCGCUGCGCCGGGGCGCAGCUCACCCAAACCGCCGGCGUGCUGUUGCGCCUGUCGCAGGACGUCAUCGCCCAAGCGAUCGUGACCUUCACCAGGUUCUGGCUGGGAGCAGACGGAGGCAGUCUGCGCAUUUACUCCGUCAAGGAUGUCUCCGCCGCCGCCCUCUACCUCACAGCCAAGCUCUCCUUCCAACCGACCUCCCCUCGCUCCGUACUCAACGUCUACCACAUUCUCCUCUCCCGCGAUGCUUCCCCGCUCUGGUUCGUGAAUCCGCGCGGGACCCCAGCCCAACCCCCGCACCAGAAACAUACAUCCUCUCCGAAGUCCGCGCGCCUGGUCCUCCUACGCAUCGAAUCCGUCAUCCUCCGCACCCUGGGCUUCGACACACAUGUCGCGCUACCACAUACCAUCGCACUGACCUACCUCCAAACGCUGGGCGCAGCGCGACCGGCGGUGUCCCGGCGGGUGAUCCAGCAUCUGAACGCCUCGCUGCUCUCGCCGCAACUACUGUACGUCACGCAUCAGCCGAAUGCAUUGGCGGUGGCGGCUAUCUAUCUAGCUUCGCGUGAAGAAGGCGUGAAGCUGGUCGAUGGGGAGUGGUGGGAGGUUUUUGAUGUUGAUCGUGAAGAGCUUGGGUUUCUGGUUGUGGCUAUGAAGAGCACGGAGGGCUUUAUGCGCUCAGAGAAGGAUCGGUGGCGGGAUCAGGGCAUUCCGAUGGUUGUUGAAGCGGUGGAAUCUGAAAUCAGGAAACAUAACUCCUAA